ACCACAUGUUAUUGACUUCCGGACUACGUGAGGACUGAGGUGUGCUGACCUACUAAUUGUUUGGAGCAAGCUAAUAGUUCUCGAAUCUGGAUAAAACCUCGAGCACCGAACAGCGAUGUUCUCUUCUCGUCGAAGCCCGACCAAGAAUCCACGAAGAGCGGAAGAGCCAUUGCUGGCAGCGAGUUUGAGGCCGGAGAACUACUUGCCUGGGUUUGUAAUCGGGUUCCUCUUAGGGUUGUUCGUAGAUUUCGCCGGAGCCAGUCUGCGAAAUCCAAAGAGAAAGUCAUCGUUUGCCCGGGAAAAGCUGAAUCACGCAUCGUUUGAUGAUGGUGGUAAUGGGGGCGGCGGCGAGCUUAAGAUGGUGUUGGUUGUUAGGCAAGACUUGAAGAUGGGUGCUGGUAAAAUCGCUUCUCAGUGUGCUCGUAAAUGCAGCCACUGGAAUGUAUGCGGAGUUAUUGCAAAGGUGCCGUUUAGCCAUCUCUCUCUGUUAAGACAAUGGGAACAGUGUGGACAGGCCAAGAUUGUAGUCACUUGCAAGAAUCAACAAGAAAUGAAUAGGCUGAAGGGCACGGCUGAUCAAUAUGGCCUUCCCACAUUUAUCGUUGCUGAUGCUGGGCGCACACAGGUUCAAGCUGGGUCAAAGACAGUUCUUGCCAUUGGACCGGGGAAGAAGGCCGUGGUGGAUUCUGUCACUGGCAAACAACGCCUUUUGUAGCGAAGCGCCUCUAAAUGCUUGUAAUAUUUCACUUGCUUUCAUUUUUUAAAUCCUAUGUUAUUGUAUAUUUGCUGC
Messenger RNA from Dendrobium catenatum, 790 nucleotides. RefSeq names its product probable peptidyl-tRNA hydrolase 2. The record is from RefSeq and is a predicted model, not a curated record. The transcript is spliced from 9 exons. The coding region runs from base 116 to 715 and encodes 199 amino acids. Gene Ontology annotation, cellular component: cytosol; mitochondrion. Lineage: Eukaryota; Viridiplantae; Streptophyta; Magnoliopsida; Asparagales; Orchidaceae. Gene Ontology annotation, molecular function: peptidyl-tRNA hydrolase activity.